CAGAUCUCUUCGGGCGACACUCCGUGCCAAGUCGAGCCCGCCCCCUGAUGAGUUUUUGAAGAGUUCUGAAACGUUCCUAGGGGCGUGGAGCGAUUAUGAGGAGAUCCCGCCUAUUCCGUUUCUAUCGCCUGAGGAGGAGGAUUAUCUCGUUGAGGAAUUUAGCCACCAGGGCUUCAAAAACAUUCUACACCACGGGAAACCGACAUGGAACGUGGAAGUUUGCCAACGAGCAGGGCAAUCACACGCUGCCGCAGCCUGUCUUGGCCAUUUACCCCACACAUGAUCCUGUAGCCGACUGGGUCAAAGCCGCGGAACUGCUCCAAUCCGAAAGCUUCUUACCACGUCUAACGACCGCAACGGUGGAAGGUUCGCACUGGAUACAAAUGGAAAAUCCGGGACCAUUUAAUGCUGCCUUGAAGAACUGGCUGGAAGCUAACUUUGGCCGCUCGAGCCGUGCUGAGGAUGAGCUGUAAUUGUUCUGUGUAUUAUGGAUGGAUGAAAAGGAAGGAACCGACCUCGACAUGUACCACACUACUAUACCUCUGUCAUUCUGUGUACAUAUUCUCUAUCUGCUAUUUUAUAUAUGCAUUCGA
Molecule: messenger RNA, 593 nt
Organism: Desarmillaria tabescens
Lineage: Eukaryota; Fungi; Basidiomycota; Agaricomycetes; Agaricales; Physalacriaceae
Exons: 6
Coding region: 96-473 (125 amino acids)
Source: RefSeq, a predicted model, not a curated record